Messenger RNA from Aspergillus puulaauensis, 2445 nucleotides. RefSeq lists its product as uncharacterized. The coding region runs from base 1 to 2445 and encodes 814 amino acids. Lineage: Eukaryota; Fungi; Ascomycota; Eurotiomycetes; Eurotiales; Aspergillaceae. The transcript is spliced from 2 exons. The record is from RefSeq and is a predicted model, not a curated record.
AUGCCCCUCUUCCGCAAGAAAGACAAGUCCAAGCCGUCCUUCUCGUCUUCUGCGUUCCGAUCGGUCGAGCAUCUGCCCCGUACCGGUAAUCCUCCCUCCAGGGGCUCCUCUGCCGCCCCUCAUUUCGACAGCGACGAUAGUAACAACAACAAUACAUACCAACACCAACACCAAAAUAACUACACCGUCUCCACUUCGCAGCAGUUUCCGCCCCAAACCCAGCCUCAGGCGCAGACUCACCCUUACUCCCACGCUCACUCGCAAUCGCAGACGCAAUUUCACUCUUCCGACCCCCGUCUACCUCCACCUCGUAAUCCUGCCCGCUCGUCAGGCCUGCAGCGCUCGCACACUCAGCGUCUUCGUACACCGCCAGACGCUUCGACUCUCUCGAACUCGAACUCCACAAUCACGGUAGCCACCAACAACCCUUCUUCUCCCUCCCAGCUCGCGCCACCUCAGUCCUUCGAUGCUGACGUCUCCGACCAGUCGUGGCCAUCAUCCCCUACUGACAAGCCAGACGACCAGGAACCCCGCCGGUCUAAACGGAGUCUGUUUUCGUUCCAUUCCUCAACUUCUUCGUCGUCCGUCCGAGACCAGCCCAGUUUGUUGGAGCGCAAUCGAUCUGUGAAGUUAACCGGCCGACGCCAAUCGGGGCAGGUACAGCAGCAGCAACAGCAGCAACAACAACUCCGCCAGCAACAGUCGCCGCAGUUGCUGGAACAAUCGCGUUCGUCGUUGGAGGGUUGGUCCAAAGACUAUGCGGUAGACGCCCCGGAAUCUGAACAACAAUCGUCCAUGCCGCAGCAGAGUACCGGUCGUGUUCCUGAUCCUGGUCUCGCCCCUCAUACCCGCUCGCCUCACCCCUCCCCCAUUCCGCGGUCCAAUACCGACCCCCAUCUUUUCGACCCGGUCUAUCGGCAGCAGCCCGCCGAAACUCCCAGACAAGCUUCAGACCUGGCUCCCUCUAGUCACCAAUUGGACCCUCGCCCGCCUUCCCGACAAUCUAUCGGACCCCCCUCGCCGUUCCCUCAUCCUAAGAGCGAAACAUCUUCAGUGUCGCAGCUCGGGGCGAUGUCCGACCGACCCACCGGCGGAAAUCAACAAAAUCAAUCUCAGCCCCCAGGUUCGAGCCACGGGAACAAUGCUGGCCAACAGCAAGGUGCCCUCGACACCGGGCGUGCCACACCCACUUCUAAAGACAACCGGAGUCGUGACGAUGAAAAUGACUUCCGUGCCUUACUCCAGAAACAUGAGGAACUGCAGGCCAAAUAUUCCAAGGUGAAACGGUACUACUUUGAACGAGAUGCGCAGGUUCAGCAUCUGCAAAAUACCGUAGCCCACCAGCGGAUGGCUGUUUCCCGAACAGUCCUCGAUGAUAAUGAGUACGCCAACCGGUUUGGCCGUCUCGACGGUGCCAUCAAGGACCUCGCCUUCUCCAUUCGCAAGGACUGGAAGACGCUCCCCAACUGGCUCGCUGGAUUUGUCAAUGAAGACGCGGCUACCACAGGCACAAAGGAAAUGACCGCAAUCGGCCGAACCGUGAUGAGUCGCUGGCUCGUGGACGAGCUCUUCGAGCGGUACUUUCACCCGUCUCUCGAACGAGGCUUCAGCCAGCAGUUGAAAUCGAUUGAAAUGACGCUGCGCCGACAACAAAUAAAUACUGCUACAGAAGAAGAUAAGGAGAACGCCGUUGCCCGCAUCUCCAACUGGCGCCGCACCACACUCGACGGCCUCGGAAAUACCCUCCAAGGUCCCGCAGCAGACGAACACCGUGCCCAACUCAUCGAUUCCCUCGUCGAGAGUCUUGUCGCAGCCCUUGUCAGUAACCUCAACAGUCCCCCUCCCCCAGGUAUCGACAACGGUGCACGCAUGAUCAUAGAGAAUGCAAUCGGCAUCGCCGAAAAGAUCCCACUCGAAUCCCGAGACAUCUGCGUCGAAUACAUUCUCCCAGGCUCAACCAUCCACGACGCCACAAUGAAAAUCGAACCUGGUGUCCUCCCCCCGCUCACCAACGUCGGUAACCCCCCUGACCCCCGCCGCUCCGCUGAAGAAUCCUCCGACAACAACAAUCCUGACGAGGAUGGCCCUGGUGCCGGCGCCGGAAACAACGCGGAAAAUGACCGCGAGUCACCUCCCAAUUCCACGAACCCCGGUGGUCUCGAUGGGCCUCCGGCAGCCCGCGAACAACGCAUGCGCUCCGUCUUUAGUAACUUCAUGGGUCGGGAGCGGAAACCGGGACAAGGACCGGGUUCUGCAGGGCCCGGUUCUAGUCCUGGCCCUGCGCCUCCAGCUGGUAAUGUCGGUGACGCCGUCCGUCGCGGCUCCGUUACGGCUCCUGCCUCAGGACCAACCCGUAUCCGACUUGCGGCGUUUGUGACGGCUGAAGUGCGCGGACGCGGGCCGAUCAAUGUCCUGGUAAAGGCUCCUGCUUAUCCGAUAGAAUAA